Messenger RNA from Aspergillus alliaceus, 903 nucleotides. Its product is annotated as alpha/beta hydrolase. NCBI's taxonomy places the organism in Eukaryota, Fungi, Ascomycota, Eurotiomycetes, Eurotiales, Aspergillaceae. The transcript has 2 exons. Bases 1 to 903 code for a protein of 300 amino acids. The record is from RefSeq and is a predicted model, not a curated record.
AUGGUUCUUCCUCGCCAAGAGGUUGAGUUCCGUGCCUGCGAUGGAACGGUUCUCCGUGGCUGGCACUACGCAACAAGGGAGAAGAGCCCCUGCAUUAUUAUGACCCAUGGGCUUGCGGGAAUCCGUCACUUCCUACUACCCCCGUUUGCUGCCCGAUUCCAGGAGGCCGGGUUCGGCGUCCUCCUUUACGACAACCGGAAUUGGGGCGACAGUGAUGGGCAGCCACGCCAGGAAUCAAAUCCCGCACUCCAGCAAACAGACCUCUACGAUGCAUUUAACUAUACCGUCACGCUUCCUGGUGUAGACCCCGACAGAAUCGCGUAUUGGGGCACGAGCUUUUCGGGGGGUAACACCAUCUAUGCCGCAGCAGUCGACAAGCGUAUCAAAGCAGCCGUGGUACAGGCUCCUGCUGUCUCUGGAGAGACACGAUCUUUAGCAUUCAAGGACCAGAUACCUGCUAUAUUCGAGGAUCGAGCUCGUAUUGCUGCUGGCGGAGAGCGUGGUAAAAUACCCUGCAUUGCGGAUGAUCUUGAAGAAGCCAAAUCCGGUCUCGCGGCCGCUCUCUUUCCUGAUAUGCAUGCUUAUGAGUCUUUUGAUGGGAUCUACGAAUGUGGUGGUCAAUGGGAGAACUGGGUUACCCAGCAGACGCAGCUUCAUAUGCUUAAAUUCGAAGCGCAAGCCAUGAUACAUCGCAUCUCUCCAACACCUCUACUUAUGGUGAUACCAGGAAACGAUGUUACGGUGCGGACUUCAUCUCAGCUACAAGCUUUCGACAAGGCUCAGGAACCAAAAGAACUGCUUUUUCUAGAAGGCGCCGGCCACUUUGACAUUUACCGUGGAGAGUACUUUGAACGCAAUAUUGCUGUUCAAAUCGACUUCUUACACCGGAAGCUACAGGGUUGA